Penaeus monodon (black tiger shrimp) is the source of this 2629-nucleotide messenger RNA. Its product is annotated as MAM and LDL-receptor class A domain-containing protein 2-like. The coding region runs from base 232 to 2607 and encodes 791 amino acids. NCBI's taxonomy places the organism in Eukaryota, Metazoa, Arthropoda, Malacostraca, Decapoda, Penaeidae. The record is from RefSeq and is a predicted model, not a curated record. Gene Ontology annotation, cellular component: membrane. Gene Ontology annotation, molecular function: protein binding. The transcript has 15 exons.
GGAAUUCAGAGUCACUGUUGGAAAUGACAACGGCUUUGUUGGCAUUGAUGACGUCAUUCUGAGUCCCGACGCCUGUCCCGAUCCUGUUUCCUGUGACUUCGAAGAUGGCAGUUGCUUGUGGCAGAACUUCGGGGGAAAUAGUUGGAUCACGGGCCGCGUGACGGACGACCCGAGCCAGUCUCCUGCCACUGGGUUUCGCUCCGCCGUACGACCACACGACCGGGACUCCAUAUGGCCACUACCUUUACUUCUACGAUGCCGCGGACUUGCCUGCAGAAGCGGUCACGGCCACCGUUCUCUCCGAGGUCUUCAGCGUCCAACGGCAGUCGUGUUUGUCCUUUUGGAUUCCAUAUGUUCGGUGAUAAGGUUGGUCGACUCACCCUCAAGACCAUACAAGACCAGGGUACCCUCGUCCUUAAAUCACUAGAGGGCUCACAAGGACUUCGCUGGAAAAACAUACAGGUCGAAUUAAGCGUCACUCCCGACCACUGGCUAUCUUUCACGGCAGAGGGCGUUGCUGGCCACACCAACGUUGUGGCCAUAGAUGACAUUUCACUCUAUACAGGACCCUGUCUGGAUAAUUCUACGGUCCCUGAUUUCCGUUGUAAUGAUGGUUUGACAAUCCCACAAGAACAGGUGUGCGAUUACCGGCCUCAAUGUGUGGGCAAAGAAGACGAGCGCUGGUGUGCCAACUGUGACUUUAUGGAAGACACGUGUGGCUGGAAGAGUGUGGAGACCUCAGAUGACCAGACAAGGCUGUGGUGGCAGAGGAUUUACACAAACAUCACAGGUCCAGAUGAUCCCCACAGCUAUCACAUGGGCGUGUUGAAGAAGAGCGGCAGCGUUGUAAACAAACCGCGACUUCUAACUCGGGUUCUGCAACCUACGCACCACACCUGCGCGUUGCAUUUCGACUAUGAGCUUUAUGCAGAUGACUAUCCAGGCCCUGAGAUUAAUAUAUACAUAGAGCAUGGAGGAGCCGACCUCACCAAAGUAUACCACGCUCAAGGCUUCUUUUCGGAGUGGCAGACCCUGGCGCUACCGCUGGGCCGCAUAUCCUCUUCAUACCACCUCUUGAUCGAGGCCGCUGCUUCAAUCGACCUCCUGCAGGCAGUCAGUAUCGACGAGUUCUUGCUAUCGAACUGCUGGCCACCGACGCCGUGCGAAGAGGUGCCCGAGGGAUAUACCGUGUGCGAGAAUAAGGCAUGCGUUCCUCCUGAUGCCUUGUGUGACUUCACUGAUGACUGCGGGGACUACACAGACGAAGCAAGUUGUGAUAACUACCCUGCCAGAUGUGCCUUUGAAGACGGAUCAACGUGUGACUGGUCUGCCACAGACAUGUUCAACCUGACGGAGGCGCGACAGAGCACCUCGGCACCUUUCAGAGACCACACACUCAACACUGCCGCUGGUCACUAUAUACAGAUGCUUAAGUCUGUCGUGACCGGAGCUUUAUACAGUCCUAUCAUUCAGCCCUCUUCAGGAUGCCAGCGGUUUUACCAUGCCUUGGGCGGCAGCACCUCAACCAGCCUGCAUAUAAGAGCCCAGUCAGCAGCAAGCAAUGAAAUCCUCACAGAAGAAACUCUCGAAGCCUAUACAUCAGAAACGUUUUACUGGCAACGUUUCCACGCGGACUUCACCAUCUUCGAAACAUUUUAUUUGGCACUAGUAGGAGACAUUCCAGAGUCGGGCUCCAUUGGUCUCGAUGACAUCUCUCUUUCCCCCGAGUGCCAAGUGAGCCAGGCAACGCCCACGCCGCCCGUUCUUACCACCACAGACUCGAGUGCGUGUGGAUCAGACCAGUACAAGUGUAAGAGCACUGGAGUCUGCAUUUCUCGAGAUCAGGUUUGUGACUUCAACCUCGACUGCGACCAAGGAGAUGACGAAGAACUCUGCGGCACCACGACCUUCGAAAACAACACGGGUGGAUGGCAAGACGUUAGCGAGACUAGCUACUCCUGGUCGAGGGUUUACUCUCCCAACGCCCAGUACCCGAAUAACACUGCGCCGAUCACUGAUCACACUGGCGAUGGCGAGGGCUAUUAUAUGUGGGUUCCAGCCAGGCUUGCAGACAUCCCUGAAGCUAUGGCUAUCAUGAAAUCACCGCCGGCUGGACCUCCUGCCAUGCCCUGUUCUGUAACCCUGUGGUACUACUGCAAAGACACGAUUCCUUCACUUAGCCUGUCUGCCUGGACAGCUGGAACAUUUAAUGAAAUGAUCAAUUCCAAGGACCUCAGCUGUUCCGGCAACCAAGGAUGGCGUCAGGCUCAGCUUUAUAUAGGAGAACAGAACUACAGGAUUAGUGCUGAGGUGGCGAGUAUCAAGUGGGCCAGUGAGUGGUCGAGCACCAUGUAUGACGCUGCCGUUGACGAUGUGUCGUUCUCGAGAUGCUCUAGAAACCAGGAGGCAUCAAGUGAGGACAUACGAUGCACAUUCAGUGAGCCCUGCGACCUUUACCAGUGCAAGAACGACGGCAUGGACUGGAGCACUGAUGUUGAAAAUCACAAUACUUACGCUUUCGUAGCAGGAAACACGCAGUACUCGAGAGCCAUCUUGCAGACAUAUUGGCGCAAACCAUCUGUUGGAUUCUGCUUCUCGUUUAGGUAAGUUAGCUGAAAGAAAUCAUGUU